Populus trichocarpa (black cottonwood) is the source of this 3042-nucleotide messenger RNA. Its product is annotated as chloride channel protein CLC-d. Gene Ontology annotation, molecular function: voltage-gated chloride channel activity. Gene Ontology annotation, cellular component: intracellular membrane-bounded organelle; membrane. The transcript is spliced from 23 exons. Bases 369 to 2765 code for a protein of 798 amino acids. The record is from RefSeq and is a predicted model, not a curated record. Gene Ontology annotation, biological process: chloride transport; transmembrane transport. NCBI's taxonomy places the organism in Eukaryota, Viridiplantae, Streptophyta, Magnoliopsida, Malpighiales, Salicaceae.
UAAGAGUCAAAAUUCUAAAUUUCUAAUCGAAAAAGAAAACGCGAGGAAACAAAACGAAAAAAAGAAAACCCAGCGAAACAGAAAGCUAGAAACACCACCAGGGAGGAGAGAGAAGAGAGAGAGAGAGAGGUCACUCGCGAUUCUAAGCGACAGUCCGGUCUUUCUCCUUCUCUACCUGACGUUCGAUUUCUCUUUAAAAGCAAAAUUCUCGAUUUCAUUUUAUGCUGUCUGUUGAUUAUUAAAUGCCGUACGGGAUCAAAAUUCUCCAUAUAUACGGCAGAAACUCCGAUUCCGGGAUUUUAUUAUUAGGGUUUAGUUUUAGUGCUUGAUUUCCUGAAGAGCGAGCGAGAGAGAUCGAUAAAUAAAUAAUGUUAUCGAAUCAAUUGCAUAAUGGAAUGGAGACUGCGAAGCUAUUGUGGUCUCGGAUUCCAAGCUCAGAGGACGGUGAGGUUGACGGUGUUAGCAUGUUGAGAACCAGCAAUGGAAACACUGCUGAGAGUCUUGACUAUGAAGUUAUCGAGAAUCAGGCGUAUCGAUAUGAACAGGCGCAAAGAGGGAAGCUUUAUGUUGGAUAUCAAGUGGUAGUUAAGUGGUUCUUAGCUUUGCUCAUUGGUAUUGGUACUGGAUUAGCGGCUGUUUUCAUCAAUAUAUCUGUCGAGAAUUUUGCAGGCUGGAAGUUUUCUUUGACGUUUUCAAUAAUUCAGAGAUCAUAUUUUGCUGGAUUUGUAAUAUAUGUAUUAAUUAACUUGGUUUUAGUCUUUUCAUCUGUAUAUAUCGUUACACAUUUUGCACCUGCGGCAGCAGGUUCUGGUAUUCCAGAAAUUAAGGGUUAUUUGAAUGGGCUUGAUAUUCCUGGUAUUCUACUCUUCAGAACUUUGAUUGGAAAGAUAUUUGGAAGCAUUGGUUCUGUGGGAGGUGGCCUUGCUUUAGGAAAAGAAGGUCCUCUUGUUCAUACUGGUGCUUGUAUUGCUUCCUUGCUUGGACAAGGUGGAUCUACAAAAUAUCAUCUAAGUUUGAGGUGGCUUCAAGUUUUCAAGAGUGAUCGCGAUCGUCGUGAUCUUGUGACCUGUGGGUGUGCGGCUGGUGUUGCUGCUGCUUUUAGAGCUCCUGUUGGUGGUGUAUUAUUUGCUUUGGAAGAAGUUACAUCCUGGUGGAGGAGUCAACUUAUGUGGCGUGUCUUUUUUACCUCUGCUGUUGUGGCGGUUGUGGUGCGUACUGCUAUGGGAUGGUGUAAGAGUGGGAAGUGUGGGCAUUUUGGCUCUGGUGGUUUCAUAAUAUGGGACACGUCAGAUGGUCAAGAGGACUAUUCUUUUGGGGAGUUACUUCCAAUGGCAGUUAUUGGGGUUAUUGGUGGUCUACUUGGUGCGUUAUUCAAUCAGCUUACUCUUCAUAUAACCUACUGGCGACGGAAUUAUCUGCACAAGAAUGGGAACCGAGUGAAGAUUAUUGAAGCAUGCCUCAUCUCUGUUAUUACUUCAGCUAUUUCCUUUGGACUACCACUUCUAAGAAAAUGCAAUCCAUGCCCUGAAUCAGAUCCUGACUCUGGCAUUGAAUGCCCAAGGCCCCCAGGGAUGUAUGGAAAUUAUGUAAAUUUUUACUGUGGCAAGGACAAGGAAUACAAUGAUCUUGCAACGAUUUUCUUUAAUACUCAGGAUGAUGCCAUAAGGAAUCUGUUUAGUGCAAAGACAAUCCAUGAGUUCAGUGCCCAGAGUUUAUUGACGUUUCUGGUUAUGUUUUAUACUUUAGCAGUGGUGACAUUUGGUACUGCAGUUCCUGCUGGCCAGUUUGUUCCUGGAAUUAUGAUAGGCUCCACGUACGGGCGCCUGGUUGGCAUGUUUGUUGUUAAUUUUUACAAGGUCAACGUUGAGGAGGGAACAUAUGCACUGUUGGGAGCAGCUUCUUUUCUUGGAGGUUCAAUGCGAAUGACUGUCUCUUUAUGUGUAAUUAUGGUUGAGAUCACAAACAACUUGAAACUUUUACCUUUAAUCAUGCUUGUUCUCCUGAUAUCAAAGGCUGUUGGUGAUGCAUUCAAUGAAGGUCUUUAUGAACAACAAGCACGAUUGAGAGGAAUUCCACUGUUGGAAUCUAGACCUAAAUACCAAAUGAGAAACAUGAAGGCAAAGGAAGCUUGUGGAAAUCAGAAGGUUGUCUCCUUUCCCCGUAUUGUUAAGGUUGCAGAUGUCAUUUCUAUUUUGCAGAGCAACAUACACAAUGGCUUUCCUGUGAUUGAUCACACGAGAAAUGGGGAAACACUUGUAAUUGGACUUGUGCUUCGCAGUCAUUUGCUAGUCCUUCUCCAAUCCAAGGUGGAUUUUCAGCAUAGUCCUUUACCAUGUGAUCCAGCAGGUGUAUCGAAAUCAAUCAGGCACAACUUCAGUGAGUUUGUGAAACCUGUUUCCAGUAAAGGAAUUUCUAUAGAGGAUAUUCAUUUAAGUUCAGAUGACUUGGAAAUGUACAUUGAUCUUGCCCCAUUUUUGAACCCCUCUCCAUACGUUGUCCCUGAAGAUAUGUCUUUAACAAAGGUAUAUAAUCUUUUCCGACAACUAGGGUUGAGGCAUAUAUUUGUUGUUCCUCGUGCAUCUCGGGUAGUUGGAAUGAUUACAAGAAAGGACUUGCUGAUUGAGGAUAGAGAGGAUUCAGCUAAUGUGGAGCUCCAAUCAACUAGUGUAAGAGGGCACCGUCAAUAUAGGAUGAUCUCGAGGGAUGUGGAUGUGGAGCGCCCACUUCUUAAUGGUCUUCUAGUUCAAGAUCAUAUGCUUGGUUGAAAUUAUUGUCCGACCUUCCUCUUUGGGCAUGCCUGGUUCAUUCUGCUGUCCAAUCUUUCUCAAAAGACCGACUCCAUGUAGCUUCCUCCAUUUUUUUCCUUGUGAAAUCAGAUUGUUUCCUUAGCUUCAUCUCCAUAAAAUCAUCCUAGGUUAUAGGGUUCAGUAUGGUUCAUUAAUUUGUACCCCCUUUUAUGCAGGGGAUCAUAAACCACACCCAUCUAAAUUUUCUACAUCUGAUGAUAAUUGAUAUGAAGAAAAUUCAGGUGAUGAUGAGAAA